Molecule: messenger RNA, 1978 nt
Organism: Exserohilum turcica Et28A
Lineage: Eukaryota; Fungi; Ascomycota; Dothideomycetes; Pleosporales; Pleosporaceae
Exons: 5
Coding region: 42-1655 (537 amino acids)
Biological process (GO): positive regulation of transcription by RNA polymerase II
Cellular component (GO): nucleus
Molecular function (GO): DNA-binding transcription factor activity; transcription cis-regulatory region binding
Source: RefSeq, a predicted model, not a curated record
GUGCCCACCCACUCAUUCAUCUAGCCAGCCAAGAGAGUGCCAUGCCGUUGCCACGCGAGGCGUCGCCGAGAAAAGCCAAUUACAGAGUCCGGUUCCGACACGGCGUGUUCCCAGAUGCAGAAGGACAAGCCACACGAGCCGACAUCAAAAAGUACGACUAUUUCUUCUCCGCAGGCCAGAAAUGGGUCGAUACAGAGGGAAAGUUGGACUUUGUCGAUGAGUCAAGACUGGUAGCCGAAGAAUCCGAAAGUGCUGGACACGUAAGCGACAAGAAGGCAACGAGGCAUUCGAAUGCGAAUCCUGCACAGCCAAUCGGGCGAAUCGUGGAAUCGGAGAUAAUAGGGAGAAAUUCGCAGGGGAACCAGAACCCUAGCCAUACUCAGUGGCAACCUCCUUGGCACAUCCGGCAUCAUACGCAAUCCGGCCCAGGCUCGGUUUCCAGCUACUCGAGUCUCGAUGAGCCUUUCCCGGCAGACUCGCAGUCGGACGGUCCCUGGUCGCAUCCUUGCCCCUCACCGAUUCCCAUUCCCCCCAUAGCGUGGCCUCUCUCUGAUCCAAUUGAGGCGCAUCUGUUUCGUUUCUGGAUCGAAAGAGCCGCGGAAAAUCUUGAUAUUACAAGUCCUGAAGGCGUGUUUAGGGACUUGGUUCCACGGCUUGCUUCGGAGAACUCGAUGCUUAUGAACGCCAUUUUCAUGACGUCUGCACAGAACGUGGUGCGCUAUGACCCGUACUUCCCUACUGGGCCGUACGCGUACCAUGAUAGGCUUUUGCAGGAUCUUAUCCCGUAUUUGGCGGAGAAAGGAAGGAUCGAGGAUGAGGCGACGUUAUUGGCUGCGAUGCUGCUGAGAGCUUUUGAACAGUUCGAUGCAGGUACGCGAGGCCAGUCCCACCUCUCUACCUACGAGCUGUUCCGUGGCCCCAAGGGCUGGCUGUUCGACAUGUCUCGCCCGCUGGUGCAAGCAUGCGUCAUGAUCGAGGUGCAUACCGAGGUCUGCGAAGCGCUUCUGAACCGCCCGAGUUUGCGCAUCGACUAUGCAAACUACAUUCUCCCAGGGCUCGACGAACCGGCAGACGAGGUUUCGUGGGGCAACCGCAUCUUGUGGCUCAGCGCACGUGUUCUGCAAUGGAUGGAGACGGGCGUUCGGGCAGCGGCCGAGCGGCAGUACUUGAGCAAUCUCAUUGAUGACUGGGAACGAAAGCGUCCCGCCACGUUCGAUACCUUCUUCUAUAGAGAUUCGUAUCCCACUUUUUUCCCCGAGCUGUGGUUCUCCAGUCCUUUGCAUGCGGACGCGAACCAACACUUGCGGAUAUGUCGAAUUGCACUCGCAGUCAGUCGUCUUGAUAGCACGACCUCGGGCGCCCAUGGAGAUGUCAUCGCGGUGUCGGUACACGACGAGGUGCUCCGAGGACUGAAGGAAAUCGUGGGCAUUGCUAGGUGCAACACGCACUGCAUCCCAGCUCCACCGAAGGCAGCCUAUGCUGUGCAUAGAUUUGCAGGCCUGUUGAGUGAUGAGACGGCGCGUUUCAAGAUGAUGGAGUUUCUAGAGGAGACCAAUGCCAUGGGCAUUUCAACCGUAACGUCGAUAGAGCAUCUCGUCGAGCAGUGGAACUGGACAAGGAACCCUUACCAAUGGACAACGAAUCAAUUAUCGUAGUCUGCAAGCUGUAUCGUUUGCGUCAUCUUUGCAGUCCAACCACAUCUUGCAGAGGUAAUCCGCUACCCUAUUGCUGCUGCUGGCGAAUAGCUCCCUUUCAAAAGUCGGCAUCUCGUCCAGCGCUACGGCUUUGCAGCUCCAGGUUGGUACUGCGAACUACGGUUGCGUUUUUCUGUAUACAUUAGCGUCCGUACAUGCUACGAAGGUGUUCGUUUUGGUAAAGAAUACCAUAGCCUUGGUGCCACCAGAACGCCCUCCCAAAAACUGAACUACUUUCGCAACACUAUUCUUACUAGCUAGUGUUGAAACAGUAGAUAGAUCUA